AUAUGGUGGCGCGUCGAUCGUCGCAAGUUUAUCGUUAAACAGUCAAUUGAAUGCGAAGAAAAGUGCUGUCCUUUUUGGUGUGGCAGGUUUGGGACCAUUCCUAAAGUGAUAAUCGAAUUACCACUGUGAGAAUAUACGGAAGAAGUGUCCGGAAGGGGGAAUGUGUUCACCGACCGUGUUCCAGGGUUGUUGCUCCCAAUGGCGUAGCUGGAUCCGUCCACUGCUCGUUGUUCUGUAUGUGCUGUUUGUGAUAAUUGUUGUGCCGCUGCUGAUCGUCAACUCCGUCAAGGAUGGCUUUACCCGGAAGGACCAGCUCAUCCUCAUUGGGGGCCUAUUUGUCAUUUCGGCCGUACCCAUUUCGAUUUGGCAAAUUACACAACACAUUGUGCAUUUUACGAAACCCAUCCUGCAGAAGCACAUCAUCAGAAUUCUUUGGAUGGUACCUAUCUACGCCCUGAAUGCGUGGCUGUGCUUGCUGUUUCCCCAACAUGCCAUCUACAUGGACAGUAUUCGCGAGUGCUACGAAGCGUACGUGAUCUACAACUUCAUGAAGUAUUUGCUCAACUAUCUCAACCUGGAGAUGGACCUGGAGCGAACGUUGGAGUACAAACCACCGGUGAAGCACUUUUUCCCGCUGUGCUGCAUGGCGCCUUGGCCUACAGGGCGCGAGUUUGUCCACAACUGCAAACACGGAAUCCUACAGUACACGGUGGUGCGACCCAUCACAACUUUUGUAGCCUACAUUUGUGAGGUGAACGGCGUGUACGGAGAGGGCAUUUUCGAAACGGAUGUGGCAUUUCCCUACAUUGUGUUCAUCAACAAUUGUUCCCAGUUCAUUGCCAUGUACUGCCUGGUGUUGUUCUACAAAGCCAACAAGGACGAGCUCAGACCAAUGAAACCGAUUCCAAAAUUUCUCUGCAUCAAAGCGGUGGUGUUCUUCUCGUUUUUCCAAGGAGUUAUCAUCAAUUUCCUGGUAUAUUUUGGAUUCAUUCACAACAUCUUCGGUUCGGAGCAGAACGACGAUCCACGUUUGCUGUCGUCGAAGCUGCAGAAUUUUUUGAUCUGCAUAGAAAUGUUCCUGGCUGCGUUGGCACAUCACUACAGUUUUCCACAUCAGCCGUAUGAACUGAACAUUCCUAUCAGUAGUUUAGGAAUGGGAAUCGGUACCAGUAUCAACGGAGCCGGCAAUGGGUCUUGGUACAGUGCGCUGAGAAAUAUGCUGGACAUAUCUGAUGUCCAUCAGGAUGUGAGUGAACAUCUAGGGGUGGUUGGAAGUUCAUUGAGUAGAAGACUGCGUGGAAGAACGACGUACCAUAUGCCGAGAGGCGGUUCUGGAAUCUGUGAUAACAUGGGAGGUGGCUCCGAACGGCAAUAUCUGGUACAGCCAUCGGGAAGUACGAGUAAUGUAAGUGGUAACAAAUGCUACCAGAGUGGGUUGAGUAAUUCCGGUAAUCAGCUGUACUCGAACAUUCCCAAAUCGGCGCAAAAUCGGUACGGUGCCCUAGAGAGCGGAAUUAGCAUUGUGAGGCCAAAAUCGGCCAAAGAAUCAGAGACACCGCACGAGGGUGCUCCAAAGGUGCCGAACAUUUUCAAUCAAUUCCAAAACUCCAAAAGCCUCAAUCUUACGUUGGCGAAGAGUCCCAGUUUCGACAAUUUGAACUCGACCAAGAGCGAAACGACCACUUCUAGUAGUUCGAAUCAGAAAGCCUUGGCGACCAAUAGCAGCACUGUAAGUGGACAAACGACGGCAACUCAUACAACGAACAACACGACAACUUCGACGUCGGAACUGCAGCUGCGGAAGUCGGAGAGUAGCAACAGCGAUUGGCUCAGCACUCCGGAUGAUGAUCUGGGAAUCGACGUGAAGGGUGUGAGCAAGGAUCGGAUCAACUAUAAUCCCGAUUGGAGGACGUAAGUCCGGAAAAAUUGUGAACAAAUAAUCUCAUACUGCGAUCAAGCUUUGUCAAGCUUCAAAUAGACUAAUUUAUGCGGAUUCUGAUGUGUGGGAGCUCAUGUGUGUGCUUUGUGUGUGCGUGUCUUUGCGUAAGUCGAAUGCGUUGUGUAUUUACAGUUUUAUAUUAUUUUCGUACUAUUAAGAUAUUUAUCAAGAAAAAAGAAAUAUUUUCCAAAAUGAAGCUUCCUAAAUUUGCCCAUUAUUCCCAAUUACCGGAAUAAACGAUCGAUGGGAAUUUAUUGAGUACUUUU
This is a messenger RNA of Aedes aegypti (yellow fever mosquito), 2205 nucleotides long. RefSeq names its product transmembrane protein 184C-like. Bases 161 to 1915 code for a protein of 584 amino acids. Gene Ontology annotation, biological process: transport. The transcript has a single exon. The record is from RefSeq and is a predicted model, not a curated record. Gene Ontology annotation, molecular function: transporter activity. NCBI's taxonomy places the organism in Eukaryota, Metazoa, Arthropoda, Insecta, Diptera, Culicidae.